This is a messenger RNA of Chironomus riparius, 903 nucleotides long. The record is from the annotation of a GenBank genome assembly. NCBI's taxonomy places the organism in Eukaryota, Metazoa, Arthropoda, Insecta, Diptera, Chironomidae.
CUUAACGUGGAAGUUCACGAAUCAAUUACACAAACGAAUCAGUUGUUUACGAAAAUUUUGAAUAUUUUCGCUUAAAAAUGGAUUUAAUUAAAGAAGGAUACGAAGUUCUGUUCAUUUGGGAAGGACAAUUAAUGGAUGGAGUCGAGAAUCUUGUUAUGGAGAUGAAGAAAACAGCAAAAGUUCAAUUAGAGAAUUUGGAAAGAAUAGAAAUUGCUUCUUACCCAAAAUCCACUUUUGAUAUCAUAUUUGUGCAUGUCUCGAGUGUUUUAUCGUUAUUUGAUGACUCCCUUAAGAAUAUGUUGAACUUAGUAAAACCAAAAGGAAAAAUUGUGUUCAAUUUGAGUCAGGAUGAAAGCUUUGAAAAGAGAUUAUUGCUCUUAGGAUAUGUUAAUGCAUCAUAUAAUGAAAAUCAAAAGUAUCUUGUAGCAGAAAAGCCAAAUUAUGAAGUCGGAUCAAUGGUUAAGUUGUCAUUCGGUAAGAAGAAAGAAAUAUCAGUAAAUAAAAUCUGGAAGGUAGAUUUAAAUGACGAUGAUGAAAUGAUUGAUGAUGAUGACUUAUUGGACGAAGAGGAUAAAAUGAAACCAUCAGAGGAAUCUCUUCGAGUUUGUUCGACUACUGGAAAGCGAAAGGCAUGUAAAGAUUGCUCGUGUGGACUUGCUGAAGAAUUAGAAUCUGAAGUAUCAACAAAAAUUGUAAAUCAAAUACAAAAAUCGUCUUGUGGAAGCUGCUAUCUCGGUGAUGCAUUCCGUUGUUCUUCAUGUCCAUAUUUGGGUAUGCCAGCAUUCAAACCUAACGAGAAAGUCAUGCUUCCAGAAAUGAUGAAGUCAGACAUCUAAAAUCAUUAAUUAUAGCUGAAAAAUCUGAUCAAAGGAAAUAAAAACAGUUUUUGUGAAUUUUGCUAUU